AUGUCUGAUCCUGUUGAUAACAUUACUCUCAAGUUGGGUGAUCUCGCUACAGACAAACCCACUGCUAAUUCAGGACCUGUACCAGUUGCUUCAGCACCAGAGAAAAAAGCAGAUGCAUCCGGGCCUCAUGACUCAGAACAAAACAACUUGAUCAACAGUACACAUGUUGUCCAAGUCAAACUUGCUGAUCAACAAGCUGAUCCUAAUUCACCUCUUUAUUCUGUUAAAUCAUUUGAGCAAUUAGGUUUGAGUCCUGAGCUUUUAAAAGGUUUAUACGCCAUGAAAUUUUCUAAGCCUAGUAAGAUUCAAGAACGCGCUUUGCCUUUACUUAUUGGUAACCCUCCCAAGAACAUGAUUGGUCAAUCUCAGAGUGGUACUGGUAAAACAGCUGCCUUUGUGCUUACUAUGCUUACCCGAGUAAACCAAGGCAUGAAUGUGCCACAAGCUAUUUGUCUCGCACCUUCUCGUGAACUUGCUCGUCAAAUUAUGGAUGUCGUUGAAGCCAUGAGUAAAUUCACUAAUAUUACAACAAAGUUGGUUGUCAAAGAUUCACUUAGAAGAAACGAAAGCGUUCAAGCACAAGUCAUUGUAGGCACGCCUGGUUCUGUAGGUGAUGUGAUCAAGCGUCGAUUAUUGCCUGUGAAUGCCAUCAAGAUUUUUGUGUUGGACGAAGCAGAUAACAUGUUGGAUCAGGAUGGUUUAGGUGACCAGAGUAUUCGUAUCAAGACUCAAAUCAAGAGCAACCCACAAAUUGUCUUGUUCUCUGCUACUUUCCCUGAGCAUGUUCGUCGAUUUGCUGCUCGUUUCGCACCCGAAGCAAAUGAGAUCUCAUUAAAGCGAGAAGAUUUGAGUGUGGAUGCUAUCAAGCAACUCUAUAUGGACUGUGAUAGUGAAGAACACAAAUACGAAACACUCUGCAAUAUUUAUGACAUGCUUACUGUUAGUCAAAGUAUUAUUUUCUGUAAGCGACGUGAUUCUGCUGAUGAAAUUGCCAGACGCAUGAAGAGCCAAGGCCACUCUGUUGUCUCUCUUCACGGUAAAAUGUUGCCUGAAGAACGUGAUAAGGUAAUGGACGAUUUCCGUCGAGGUGAAUUCAAGGUUUUAAUCACAACAAACGUACUUGCCCGUGGUAUUGAUAUUUCUCAAGUCUCUCUUGUUAUCAACUAUGAUCUUCCUUUAGAUCAACGCGGCCAAGUUGAUUUUGAAGCUUAUCUUCAUAGAAUUGGUCGUACUGGUCGUUUUGGCCGUACUGGUGUCAGUAUUAUUCUGGUCGACAGCAAAGAAACUUGGGAGCAAAUGUCCGAGAUUGAAUCACACUUUAAGAGAGAAAUUACACAUGUUCCCACACAAGACUGGGAAGAAGUUGAAAAACAAUUGAAAGAGCUUAUUUAA
Gilbertella persicaria is the source of this 1392-nucleotide messenger RNA. Its product is annotated as P-loop containing nucleoside triphosphate hydrolase protein. Gene Ontology annotation, molecular function: ATP binding; RNA binding; RNA helicase activity. Gene Ontology annotation, biological process: poly(A)+ mRNA export from nucleus. The record is from RefSeq and is a predicted model, not a curated record. The transcript is spliced from 7 exons. Gene Ontology annotation, cellular component: cytoplasmic stress granule; nucleus. Lineage: Eukaryota; Fungi; Mucoromycota; Mucoromycetes; Mucorales; Choanephoraceae. Bases 1 to 1392 code for a protein of 463 amino acids.